AAGAAACUGCUGACGUAUUAAUUGAAACACUUAGUCAAGAUAAGGAUCCAAUUUUACGAUAUGGUGGUAUAUAUACGGUUGCAAUGGCAUACUGUGGCACCGGAAAUAACAAAGCUAUUCGACAUUUGUUGCACGUGGCUGUUAGUGACGUCAACGAUGAUGUACGUCGAGCUGCUGUAACAGCUCUUGGAUUUAUUUUGUUCAGAACACCGAAGCAAGUUCCUCGAAUAGUACAAUUGUUGUCGGAAAGUUAUAAUCCAAACGUGCGGUAUGGUGCUACAUUAGCAUUGGGAAUCUCGUGUGCUGGAACUGCUAUUGAACUUUUAGAACCUAUGACUAAAGAUCCAGUUGACUACGUUCGACAAGGAGCAUUUAUUUCACUUGCUAUGAUUUUGAUACAACAAAACGAUGCAACUAAUCCCAAAGUAACACCAACACGAAAAUUAUAUGAAAAAAUCAUAAAUGACAAACAUGAAGACGCAAUGGCAAAAUUCGGUGCCGUUCUAGGGCAAGGAAUUAUUGAUGCAGGCGGUCGAAAUGCAACUAUAUCUUUACAAUCAAGAUCUGGUCACUCUAACAUGCCAGCUAUUGUAGGAAUGGCAGUAUUUACACAAUUCUGGUAUUGGUUCCCAUUGACGCAUUUCUUGAGUUUAGCUUUAUCACCCACUGCAAUUAUUGGUUUAAACAAGGAAUUGAAGUUCAUCUCCAAUGCAAAACCCUCACUUUUUUCUUAUCCUGCAACAACUAAACCUCCAGCAACUAGUGUUGUAGAAAAGGUAGCAACUGCGGUGCUUUCUACAACGGCAAAAGCAAAAGCUAGAGCAAAAAAAUCUGAAAAAGAGAAAGGUACUCAUGAAGGAGAUGCAAUGGAUAUG
Racocetra fulgida is the source of this 875-nucleotide messenger RNA. Lineage: Eukaryota; Fungi; Glomeromycota; Glomeromycetes; Diversisporales; Gigasporaceae. The record is from the annotation of a GenBank genome assembly.